GCGAAGCACGUGCGUAACGAACACAUUCACAAAAAGAAGAACUAUAAUAAAAACCUUUACCACAGAUUAAUAAUUAAAAAGUAAUUACUGAAAAAAUUACCUUUGCCUAUACUUAUUUAAAAAAACAAUAUCACCGACCAUUGCCACUAGUUGAUUAAAAAAAAAGUGUUUUGUGUGAACUCAGUGACUUUAGUGAAGAAAGUUUUUGGAUUUUUGUUAAUUAUUGAGACAAAGAAUGGGCUAGCGCUAUCUGAAAAUGAACGAAAGCCGCGAUCGAAUCCGUCGGGAGCGCGAGCGAGAGAAAAACACAUACACCUCUCCUCGUCACGCACUCCGUCGAGUGCUGCUAUUGGCUGAAGGUCGCCAGUUCCGCGAAGCAGCGGCUGUCGUAUCUCGACUGGGACCCGGAGUGCUGCAGAGCGUCGCUGCAGAGUUGCCGAUAGAUCUGCUGAUUGAGUCGUUGCCGCAUUCUUCGCACUUGAUUGAAACGCUUCUAAAUCGGCUUCUUACGCUGGAGAUACUGCCGCGGCCAGAGUUACAAUGCGAUGCUGUCGCAUGGAGGCUGGUUGGUUUGCUGGGUGGAGACCAAGGUGCCAACCUGAAGGGCAGAACCAGCAGGCUGUCCUCAGCACUAGUACAGUACUCGCCUGAUGCCAGAGAUGCUGUGGACAGCAGGAGAAGACAGCUUGAUGCUGCUGUUCAAGGUCUUGGCAGCCAUGGUCUGACAGCAGACGGAUCAGGAACCCUGAUAUCACUCCACGUCGCGAUGAAGAACGAGCUCCAGAGGCACGUGGAGGUGUACAAACAGGCGCUGCAUAAACUGGAUGAACUGUCAUCAGUAACCGUCAAUCAAGACCCAGCUUCAUCGUCACAUCAGCGCCUUCUAGCGUUGUCUCACGCAGACGUCGAACGUCGACUUAUCGAUAACAAGUCGCUCCUCACUAUCGUCGACAAGCCAGCGCUGCGGCAGCUCCCAACACUAGUCGCGUCCUUGGCCGCUAGGGUUGACAACGACAAGGCAGUACUUGCUUGUAUCGGGCAGAUCAAGAGGAGUGACCCUACGUUAGACUUGAGUGAUACAAGACCUGUAGCUGGUGUGUUGAUGAGCUAUUCGCGAGGAUGUGCCGCCGUGCUAUCUCAGAUGAACGAGCCUCAGCCCCCAGUGGAGACUCCAAGAUCACCAACAGACUCCGCUAGCGAUGGAUAUCAUUCAGACAGCGAUGAUUCUCACCAACAUCCUGACAGAGACAAGUUGGUAUCACAGUAUGCUGCAGUUUGGUCCCUGGCAGCCAAUGAAACAUUAGCAGCUCUUAGUACGCUGGAGGAACUACGUCACACCCCGCAUCUUAAAUACAAGAUUAUAUUCUCUGUGGUUGUGCUCUCAUUCCGAGCGGUGAUCAGUCUCCGAGACCGCCGCAUCAGCGAGGUGAAGACUCUGCUCGGCUGUGAGAAUGAGAACUCACCAGCCAUCACCAGUUUCGUUUCAUCAGCAAUGAGGCUGAUGAGGACAACGGCAGAUACAUUCCCGUUGGGUGAAGCUGAGAGGACCGUGAUAAAUCAGAUUACGAAAACGCUGAGUGAAUAUCGCAGCUUAUCCACUUGCGGAGCGUUACACGCCCUUGUUGCUUCAGCUUGCCGUGCGGCGUGGCCACUCUCACUUCACUCUCCGCCGCUGAGAAUCGACACAGACUUCACACCAGUGGUGAUGAACCCAGACAAACAUUCACGAUACAACGAGAGUAGCGACAGACGUUCAGAUCUCAUCAAAUCAUUUGUGUGGCCAGCGCUGAUGGAUGGCAAUAGGUGUGUCUUCAGAGCAGUGGUGCUGACCUGAUGCUGGUGGUGCUAAGAUGCUGUACUGAACAUGUAAACUAUAUUUUUCUGAACAAGAAUAUUAAGCCUUAUGAGUAAAUAAAGAAAAAAGCUGGUCAGAAUAAAAACAAGUCUUCUGCAGUUUUUAUGUGCUGAUCCAUUCAUUACAGAUUCAAUGUUGAUAGAUAGGUAACAUAUAAUAAUACGUUACAAGAGUUUUUCUUUGCUUGAUAUUAAGGCCGGACCGCAUUAGAGCGGCACUGCACAGCGCAGCACAAAGCGACGAAAUAUUAUUUCAAUCAUUCCGUAUAGUACAUGUGUCACUGGGGUGCUGCACUAUGCGUCGUGAUAGAGUUACCUCUGAGAGAAUAUUUUGACGCGCAGCGCCUCAAGAGGCGUGUCGCUUGAGUAUUGUUAUUUAUAGCGUCCUGUGUCCUUCUUCAUAUGUGAAACAAGCCUUGGAUUGUGAGCUAUCCAUUUCUUCUAUUUUUUUUCUUUUCCAUACAUCGUUCUUUCUCUGUGUACAUCAAAGAAAUUAUGACCAAAUUCACAUCACUAUCUGGUAUCGAAAUGGUAUAGAUAUGACGUGAGCUGCUGUUUACUGCAGUUUUAAUGCGAUUGGUACCGUCAAGCGACGCGAAGCUACGCGCCGCAAUGCGCUGCUCUAAUGUAGUCCGACCUUAAUCUAAGGAAAAUAUUAAUAAUCAUACUAUUUAAUUUACUCAUGUGAGUAGUGUCCUUGUUAUUAUUAUCUGUUUAUUUUGUAACAUUGUCUAAUGAAUAAUACUUUUUCAUUAGUUCCGCCACAUUCAAGAUUAAAUUUAAUAUCUAAUUUGCGAGGCUAUUCCUUGAACCCAAUAAUAUCACCAUUAAUAUAUUCCAUAGCUUGAGGUUUUAGGAUUUGUGCCUAGAUCAUUUAUACGUUUAUAUAGAUUAUGACAGCUGUGAAGACGUCUAAAAAAAUUUAAUGUAGAGUUACCCUCUAUUUUGAGCAAUGCAUGCACAAUUACCGUGUCAUACAAAUCGCGAGUGUAAGACUUAUCUCGUCACGCAAACUAAACUAAUAUUCCUGGCUUGUUUUUAUCGGUUGUCUAAUAGCAAUAGACUCUAUCUAGAUGUAUAAUUUAUCUAAGGGAUUGUGUUCUAAAUUAUUCUACAAAAGGAAUUUAAAACAAAAUUUAUGAACGAUGCGGGACUCGAACCCGCGAUCUUUCACAUUCCUUGCCAGCGCUCUUUCCACUGCGCCAAGUGUUCAAGUGACAUAUCGUUGAUAAAUCUUGUAUGUCUUGUUCAACUCUAAGGUUGUGGUUUCAUCCACAGUAUCUACAUUAUGGUUGGCUCAGUGGAAAGAGCGCUCUCACGGAACGCGAAAGGUUGCGGGUUCGAGUCCCGCAUCGUUUAUAAAUUUUGUUUUUAAAUUUUAUUUGUGUAUUUAAUCCCAGAAGUGAGGGUUAUCACUUUAAUGAACAACAAUUCGAAAAUAAAUUGACUUUAUUUUCUAUCAUAUGUAUCGACAUUAAGAAGUUAUAUAUACCUAUAUAAUGUAUUACAUAAAUUAAUCUAAAUUAUAUCAACUCAAUGCUCAAAACGUAAAACAAUGAAAUGGUAUGGUUUUCGCUAUAAACUUAGCCAUUCAUUUAACAUAAUAUUAUAUUUGUAAAGAUUAAUAAUUAUUGUAAAAUAUUUUUAAUAAUAUAAGUAUUAAAGUUUGUAUUGUCUUUAUAUUUAUUCUGAAAGUUAUUUAUUAAUAAAAAUGUAUUUCGUCAAAUAAAUAAAUGUAAGGAUA
Messenger RNA from Leptidea sinapis, 3598 nucleotides. RefSeq lists its product as uncharacterized. NCBI's taxonomy places the organism in Eukaryota, Metazoa, Arthropoda, Insecta, Lepidoptera, Pieridae. Gene Ontology annotation, biological process: mitophagy by internal vacuole formation; mitochondrial protein catabolic process. Gene Ontology annotation, cellular component: mitochondrial outer membrane. The transcript has 10 exons. Bases 257 to 1834 code for a protein of 525 amino acids. The record is from RefSeq and is a predicted model, not a curated record.